AUGGGGAAAACCCUUCACAAGAAGCUCAAAAAAACACCUGUCGCCUGGCUAAGGAAUGAGGCCUUCCAUUCGGGCACCGUCGGCCUGCGAACCCUUCAGCGAGUAAUCUAUCCCAACAUCACCACAGAGGAACUGCACGUGGAUUCGAUGGACAUUCUGAGUUUUCUAGGCAACUGCGCGAUCAAGCCAGCCAACUUCAUCUACAGGAACGUGAUCCGCACGGUUUGCCUGCUGCUGUCGCAUCAUGAGAUGGGACCCAGGGUGCAACAAGCCUUGGAACCCAGCAACGUGGUGCCCACCUGCCUCUUUGCCAUGAAGGACUGCGAAGACACCUACGUUCAGGUCUAUGGCUUUUUGCUCGUGGCGAACUUCAGCCGCGACCGAGCGCUGUUGUACAACUUCCUCAACGAAUCGGCGGUGAUUAACGAGCUCUUAACCACCAUCCGCCGCUCGGCGCCCCAUGCCAACGCGCCCGAGGCCACCUUGCCGGUGCGCGAGACCUUGUCGAACGUCACCGGGCCCUGGAGCAGCUCCGCCGUGGCGCGGAACCGCUCCUGGGCGCCGAACCCGGAGCGUUUGCGGCGCGGAGCGUUCGGCUAUAUGUUGGCCAUGUCCGCCUUGACCAACUUCGCCGAGCGUGUGAAGGAGAAGUUCCGCGGAGACGACGGCGAGAUCCCGGUGAAUCCGGACAUGAAGGAUGAUGGAGGUUUGGUGAUCUCGAAUCGCAUCACGCUCAACAAGUUGACCUCCACCUGCAUGCGGGAGUUGGAUACCAUCGCCAUGGAGAAGAAGCUCGGCGAGUUGACCCCCUCCGAGGAGUUCAUCGCCAUGCUCCGGGUCUUGAUUUGCGCCAACAACUUCAUGGCCAGGGUGGAGCUCGAAGACCCCGGCCGCGGCGGCGAGGUGAAAUUGGAAGCGAUGGAUGUUCAUCACUCAGUGACAACAUGGCUCGGUAAGGUUUCCGGCACAGCUCAGGUGCUUCAAGCUCUGCGGCAUGAUUUCAGGACCUUGGGAAUGCUGCACAGUAAGACGCAAGGGAUGUUGGAGGCAUUCCCUGCGCACACAGAGGGGGGGGCUGCCUCAUCGUUGGUCGCUGCGGUCGUGGAGUGCUUGACUGGUCUCACCUUCUUGAGCCCUUUGAGUAUCCGGGCGCCCUUGGUGGCCUACAGGAUUUCACUGGGAUGCCCUGAGUGGCUACAACCGAGCUUGAUGGCGCUGAUUGCGAAUGCCUUGGCAGAUCCUGCUCGGAUCAACCAAUUUGAGGAGGACGAACCCGAGUGUAUGCUCCGCGCGCGAUCGGAUCACCUCUUCCCCAUGCUGGCGACUUCCACCCUGGAGAUUCGCCAGAAGGUCCUUGGAGUGCUGGCGAACGCGGCGGCACAAGAUGAGCUGCUGGAGUUCAUCGUGAAUUCCGGGGUCUUUCGGAUUUGCAAGGGAAUUCCCGGAAAGGGCUGGUUCGUGGAGCACUUCGCCCUCAUGAUCGAGCUCACUCGGAUGUUGGCGAACCUGACCUGUCGGCAGAACACGCACAAGGCCGUGAUGACACCCGACACCAUGGCCUUCUUGCGCGACGUGUUGCGGCACUGCGCCGUGCUUUUCCACCGAGCCCCUUGCUCGGAGCUCGGCCAGGACGAGGAUAAGUUCGACUACUACGAGGUGGUCUUUGAGCCAGAAGAUGCACCACCACUGGGAUUGAGGAUUGGCUGGGAAUUGCCACCACAGCUGUCGAAGGUGUUGCCCAACCGCAGCGCGGCGCGCGUGUGCACCGAGCUACGUCCGGGCGAUGAACUGGUGGAGGUGAACGGCACCGACGUGACCGAGUUGGAACAAGGCGACAUCGAACCCAUGUUCGAAGCGCGUCCCUUGAAGCUCCUCUUCCGGCGCCGUCCCGAGCCCUCCAAGGAACGGGGGCGGGGGGCACUGCGCGGGUGGAUGAAGGGGGGCGGAGCCCUGGAAGCGGUGGUGACACGUGGCGUUCGCGAGAAGCAGGAGGAGGGCAUGCGAGUCGUGGGGAACAUUCGGAUUGAGCAAGUGCAGAAGGUGGCGGCCUAUGGAGAUCCAGCACAGUACUUGGAGUGCUUCAACUUGGCCGUCCUGGUGAUCCACAACUUGGCUGUUGAGGCCAAGAACUUGGAGUUGCUCCACAGCGAGCCACGGAUUCUGAGAGUACUCUUGGAGGUGGGAUGCUCUCUUCAGCGGCAGGUGAUGCCGGCGGACGCGACGUCGCCCAGUUUGCGACGCUUGAUCUUCUCGACCUUGACGUGCUUGUGCCAAGAGAAGGCAGUCUCAGGGCGGAUCUUCCACGCGAUGGCGGAGUACUUCCAGAAUUGUCAAAAGACCGACUCCUCGCUGCACAAGUACAUCAUGUGUGGCUCGGACGAGGAACGGGCGGAGGGAGGGCGGAGGGAGGGCGGAACGGGCGUUCGGAGGGGUGGUCUAUAG
Messenger RNA from Durusdinium trenchii, 2442 nucleotides. NCBI's taxonomy places the organism in Eukaryota, Dinophyceae, Suessiales, Symbiodiniaceae. The record is from the annotation of a GenBank genome assembly.